AUGUUUGGCUCCGCUCAACCUUCUUCAUCUCCGUUCGGCACCCCUUCGUCAACCCCAGCAUUUGGCACCCCUUCUUCUACACCCGCAUUCGGAACCCCUUCUUUCGCUACCCCUUCUUCUACCCCUGCAUUCGGAACCCCAUCUUCAACACCGGCGUUCGGCGCUUCGUCUACCCCUGCCUUCGGUUCCUCCCUCUUCUCCACGCCCUUUUCUUCUCAACCACAACAGCAGCAACAGCAGCAGCAACAACAAACUCCACUAUUUCAACAACAACCAACCUCUUCUGCUUUCGGCUUUCAAAAUCUCCUCGCAGCGCCACAACCCUCGCCUUUCGCAAAUGCCCAAUUAACCACUCAGAUGGCUAACGUAGCACCCGUUCCGUUCUCUCUCGCCGAUCGCGAUGUUCAAACAAUAGUUGAUGCUUACAAGGAAGAUCCUGGAAACCCCAAAUACGCUUUUAAGCAUUUGUUGUUCAGUGUAACAGAACCACAGUUUAGAGUGAAGCCUGCUGGUGUAUCAGACAUCAUGUGGGCGGAGGCAAUGGGGAAGCUUGAGGGUAUGGACAGUGCGGAUAGAGAACGUCUGUGGCCACAGCUUGUCCAGGGUUUUAAGGAUCUUUCACAACGCCUUAAGAUACAAGAUGAAGUCAUUGUUUCUGAUGCAGAGAGAUUGCGUAUAACCCAAAGCAAUGUUAAAAUGCUCCAAAGACAUUUUCAGGCUGAUACUCUUCCAUGGAUUCAAAGACUAAAACAAAAAGAACAAAUUCUCCAGCAACGUCUUUUAAGAGUAAUGAGAAUAGUGGAGGCAUUGGAGGGAAAAGGCUGCCGUAUACCCUUAACAAAAGGGGAAGCUGAGCUUGCUGAGAAAUUAGCCACAAUAACUAGACAGCUGAAAGGAUCUGGAGCGGAACUGUCUAGAAGAGUACAAAAUCUACUAACUGUAUCUCGUGUUAAAGCUAAUAGCAAUGGAUUUGGUGGCUCCGUUUAUCUUCCAGGGUCAACCAAAAUUCAUGAUCAGAGUCUUGCUGACCUACAGGAGGUUUUACAACAGCAAAUGGAGGCCAUUGCGAGACUUGGCGGUGUUCUAAAGCGAGAUAUACGAGAUAUGGAGAUUAUGUUCACUGAUGACACAGGAAGAAUUGAAAAUGGGAAUUUAAUUUGA
Molecule: messenger RNA, 1161 nt
Organism: Sphenostylis stenocarpa
Lineage: Eukaryota; Viridiplantae; Streptophyta; Magnoliopsida; Fabales; Fabaceae
Source: the annotation of a GenBank genome assembly